Paramuricea clavata is the source of this 387-nucleotide messenger RNA. NCBI's taxonomy places the organism in Eukaryota, Metazoa, Cnidaria, Anthozoa, Malacalcyonacea, Plexauridae. The record is from the annotation of a GenBank genome assembly.
AUGAAAAACACUGAGAAGUUGAGUGGAGCAAGAUCGUUUUUUGCGGAAUCCAUGUUGAAAGUCACUCAACGAAGGUUUAACAAACUCGGACAUGUGGAUAUGGAUGACUCGCUCGAGAAGCUUGGAUACAAUGGAAAGCAAAGAGAUGGGUCAAUAGUUAGAGACAUCAUGGACAUCGCUUUGCUUUGCCUUGUGAUAGUGAAAUAUUCAAGAGAGCAGUUAAUGAUGGAGAAAUUUCGUCUGCACACUCUUUCAGUAGCCAGACAGAUUCCAUCAGGUCCUGAGGCUUUGUCGGCGGGGAGGCUUGAUAUGAGAAAAAUUGAGGCGAAGAAUCUAUUAAAGGCAUCAGCUUUACCUUCUGAGGAUGUAAAUUGCUUGUCGUUAUAG